This is a messenger RNA of Pseudopipra pipra, 3538 nucleotides long. RefSeq names its product cytokine receptor like factor 2 (gene CRLF2). Gene Ontology annotation, molecular function: protein binding. The transcript is spliced from 8 exons. NCBI's taxonomy places the organism in Eukaryota, Metazoa, Chordata, Aves, Passeriformes, Pipridae. The record is from RefSeq and is a predicted model, not a curated record.
UUUCCUCCAGUUCCUUCCAGCCUCUGGUAUAAAGUGAUCAAAUAGUAAAUCCAGAAAUUACGAUUACUCUUGUGUUCAUAGUCUGUUGUGUCACUCCAACCAUGAGACUCAUCUUUCAAGCUUGUUCAAUGAUCAUCACACUGGGCAACCUUGUGGCUUCUCAAGCACAGUCUUCUGGUUUGGAAGAUGCCAUCAAGACCAAAAUAAUCAAUUUCAAUAAUGAGAAGAUGCAGAUCACAUGGACAGCAAGAGAGCUUUUUCGCAAUGAGAAUGUGUCAUUUUCUUACACAUUUGAUGAAGGCAAGCACAAAGUUUGGAAGCCAUGUCCCAAGUAUUUAUUGGAUCAAGAUUAUAAUUUUGGGUGUCUUUUUAAGACAGAAGGACCCACCCUUGCCAUCUCUAUUAGGAACAGCAAUGGAAGUGAAGAGCUUUUUUCUAAAAAAUUAAAAUCUGAUUUUUAUAUAAAGCCCAAUCCACCGGAAAAUGUGACCUUCUUCUGGAAAGAGGACACAGUUACUGUGAGCUGUAAUAAACCAGAGAGAGCUGUGAAGUGCUUGAGACUUGAGCUUCAAUACAAAAGCACAUUUGACAAAGAGUGGCAAUCCAGAACUUCCAGAUGUUGCCGUGUUGGAGAUCAAGGCUUUGAUUCAAGGAAAUGCUAUUCUUUCCGGGUCAGACUGAAGAGACUAGUACCCCACUGCAACGUAGUUAAUUACAGCAGUGACUGGGAAGCAGAAACAUUUUGGAAGAAUGGCACUUUAUUAGAUUCAUGUGAUGAUGAUAGAACAUCUCAGUCAAACACAGUAAUUGUUUUAAGUUGCUUGCUGGCAGUACUUCUGAUGAUGAUUAUCCUCCUGAUUCUUCUGUGUAAACGGCAGAGGCUUCAGAUGUCAGUCAUGCCUGCUGUACCAGAUCCAAAAUACAUAUUUGCUGAUCUCUUAAAUGAUCAUAAUGGAAACUUCCAGGAAUGGCUAGACAAAACUGAUCAUGUGGUGCUUCAAACCAAGCUAGAAUAUGAAGAGCCAGAGUGCAUCACUGAGGCAGAAAGCCAACAAGAAGAUGAAAAGAACAGUGGCAAACAGGGGCCUUAGGAAAAAAUCUUCACUUUUUCAGGAAUGGCUGAAAAUAGUGACCUCAAAGCAGCUCAGAUUACCUGCCUGAUACCAGCAUCCAACACUAUAGCUUCUUUUGCUGGCUUCCAUAUUUUAAUGAAUGAUGACAUGUAUGUGACUUUAUAAAAUCUGCACAAUGCAGGUGUUAGGAAAUUACAUAAAAGAUCCUGUUGAGUUUAGGGGAGUGACUGAAUAGAAAAGAUCAUUACGAUAAGAUUCGCUUCAACAAAGGCACUGGGCUGUUAUCUCUUUUUGGAUCUGUACUUUCCCAACAAUUGUGAUAACUUGGGCAGACUCAGUGUUUGAAGCAAACUCCUGAUAAUUUAUAGAGCUAGGAUUGUUUUUCUAAUUGGUAUUAAUCUCUGAGAAUAAACUGAGCCUUAUUUUCCUCUAUGGACAGGAGAGGACAAGAGGUCCUCCAUAAUAUAUGUCAGUAGAGCUGAGACUUAGUCCUCAUGUUUAUGGAAUGUAGAGCAGUGCAAACUAGACUGUUGUUCUUCCCCCAUGAAGAGGGAAAAUGAAGAGAUUUUACUGUCUCACAAAGACCAGAUCAUAUACUGUGCUUUUUCACAGUGAUGGGGUACUGCUUUGCAAGCCUUCCUUAGACUAGAGGUUCUUGCUCUUGUAAACUGCUUCUCCCAGUGUGUAACUUUGCACUGCAUAGCAUGCCUUCAAGGUUUUAUGAGGAAGCAAUAAGACCCAUGUCUAAGAACAGAAGAGCGAGGAUGUACAGGAUUGAAUCAUAUUUUAUCCUGCAAAUAGUGCUGCCAAGUAACAUCCCAUAGAACAGGACAGGACUUCAAGUGCCUCAUCUAAAGGUUGGGUCCUCUGUAUCUUACAGUCUUUGUACAGUCAGCAUCUUAUAGUCUUCAUUUUAGAGCUAAGGUUCAUUCUUAACAGUAUUUAUGUUUAAAUGAGUAGCAUUUAUUUCAAACUGGGGUUUGGUGCAAGCAGCAGCUGUAGAACCUAAUUAGGAUUUACUCAUAUUGCAUAUGAUAGGUUCUUGGUUUUCUUUAGAAAAUGUUUGCUUUGUUUUGUUUUGUUUUGUUUUUUAACAAAAAGUUUUAAAAAACAAUUUUAGAACAGUGUCCUAAAAUUUUCUAAACAUACCAUAUUUUAGAGUAUGUUUAAUCUUAAAUUUAAUAUAUGAUAUACUAAGGAAUUAGAGCUCAGAAAGAAAAAAAUCUUCUCUCGUCUGAUUUUUCUCAUAUCACUUAUGUGACAUGCUAUUUGAAAGCAAAUUUUGUAAAAAAAUUUCAGUGUUAAAAGUAUGUAUGAUCUGCAUAAAGUAUUGUAGAUAUACUGUGAUUAUGUGUUGAAUUAGCUCCAAUAACUGCAUAUCAGUUAUUUAUUAAAUGACUAUCAGCUGACUAACCUUUGACAAUUGCAUACUUUCACUGUGCAUGCACACUAAUUUAUAGUGCAACUUGGAAAUUUCACAUAUCAGAAAAAUACAGUGAUUAGUAAAGUGGUUUUAAUUCAGUGCUUUAAAAACUUUAAUUUCAAAUCUUUUUGAGAAUAGGAAAUAGCAAUAUGGAUGAUUAAGUUUCAAAGUCUGUUUCUAGGUGCUCCAGUUUCCUGUACAAGGAAAAAUACAGAAAUUUUCUGGUCAAUAACUGGAAAACUUAAUUUGGAGGAUAAUUUAGUCAUAUUGCCCAAUAUUUUCUUGACAUUGCCUCAGAUUUGACUGUUCACUAAGAAGAUUAACAUGUUAACAGGGGAUUUCCCAUAAUUACAAGAACAAUUUUGCCUUGUCCUCUCUAAAACACAUGUAUGCAAAUUUUGGAGGUUUUUUUGUACAUCUCACACUUCUGAAAAUUUUUCUGAAAGGUAAGUGUGCAAAGUUUCAGUAGCAAUGUAAGAAUGCAUUGAAUUUUAAGCUAAUUCAAGCUACAUAAAAUUCGAUAAGCAGAAUCUAUCUUAGCUCAGUUCUUAUAUAAGUUGCCAUUAUUGCAUAAGAACCAGAUACAGUGAAUUACAACAGACAAGAACCUGCUGCAGUAAUGAUUAUAUGAAUAAAUAAGGAAGUAAAGCCCAGAAUAUAUUGUUUAGUUACUUCCUCUUCAAACCAUGCAUAAUAUAUGGUUGUCUGCAGAGCCGGCUAGAUGCCUUAAUUGAGCCACUUUCAAUUGAGCAAAUACUUGUCUGUCUGAAUUCAAAAUGUUUUAGUAUAUUUUCCUGAAAUCUUAUUGUGUAAAAAAAAAAAAAAAAAGAAUAAUGUUGGAUUGUUCUGUUUAAGUAGCAUUUCUGAACUGUAAUGUUAAAGUCACGUAAGUUUUUAGUACAGACUAUUAUGUUUUACAAACAGAAAUGUGCAUGUAUACAACCUUAUUUACAUUGUAUAUAAAAAAUAGAAAUAAAACAAAUAAAACACCCAAAUAUCUCAAAUAUUUAUUUAAAAAAUUUAUUUAAAAAAUUAUUUGAAA